CAAACAAUUUAGUACUUACGUUUAUGGGAGAGUGUAUAUUACGAAUUGUCAAGGGAUAGUUGGUUGUCAGUUUGCGUCUAACGGAACUCUCGCAUCCAAAAUAAAGAUACUUAUCAAUUCAGCAUUAAAUUUUAUCAUUAAAAAUUUGGAAGCUGCACCUCAGAAUGGCAGGCUUUGCUGCUCAGGCAGCAUUGAGGUCAAAGUGGAGUAAUUUGGUUGAGUCUUCCUCAUUUGAUGUACCUGGAGAGGUUUCGUCGGGUGUGAGAAGUGUUGUUGGAUGGCUGAAACAGGCGUCUCUAGAGGUACGCCAGGCAGGUCGGAGAACACUCACUACCUUGUCAGGUGGAGCCAUGGCUACUUCUCCCAUUACGAUUCUGCAUUAUAAUGAUGUAUAUAACAUCGAGUCCAGAGCAACGGAACCAGUGGGAGGAGCAGCAAGAUUCUGUACUGCAAUUAAAUCUUUCAGCCAUCUUAAUCCAUUAGUGCUGUUCAGUGGUGAUAUAUUUUCUCCAAGCAUGCUGAGUUCCUUCACAAAAGGAGAGCAGAUGGUUCCAGUCCUGAACGAGUGUGGCACACAUUGUGCUGUAUUUGGAAACCAUGAUUUUGAUUUUGGACUAGAAGUUCUUGGUGAAUUGGUGAAUCAGACUACUUUUCCAUGGCUGAUGUCAAAUGUUAUUGAUCAAGAGACUGGGAGGCCUUUGGGAGAUGGCCGAAUAACAUAUGUUGUUGACUGGAAUGGGAAGAGAAUAGGACUUGUUGGUCUUGUGGAAAAGGAGUGGCUGGACACACUUGCAACUAUAAACCCAGAAGAAGUAACAUUCCUUGAUUUUGUGGAAGCAGGCAAGAAAUUAGGAGCUCAGCUGAAGCAGGAGGGUUGUGACUAUGUUAUAGCACUCACUCAUAUGAGAAUGCCAAAUGAUGUUAAACUUGCUGAAGCUGUUGAAGAAAUUGAUUUGAUUCUGGGAGGACAUGAUCACAUUUAUGACAUUAGACAGGUGAAUGGUAAAUAUGUUGUGAAAAGUGGGACAGAUUUUCGGCAAUUUUCAAAAAUCACUGUUGCAUUUGAUAAAAACAAUAUUGAUGUUAACGUAGAAGAGAUUAAUGUUUCCUCUGAAUAUUGUGAGGAUGCUAUACUGUCCAAAGCUUUGGAGAAAUAUUCAAGUAUCAUGGAAGGUAAAAUGGAUGAAGUUUUAGGAUCAUUUGCUGUUCCACUGGAUGGCAGAUUUGAAAGUGUACGAACUUGCGAGACCAAUUUGGGCAACUGGGUAUGUGAUGUUGUGUUAGCUGCAACUGGUGCUGAUCUGGUUUUAUUGAAUUCAGGAACAUUCAGGUCAGAUAUGAUCCACCCAGCAGGACCAUUUACUAUGAGAGAACUUGUUGCUGUAAUACCUAUGAUGGAUCCGUUACUAGUUCUUUCUGUCACAGGAAAUGAUAUACUCAGAGCACUGGAGAAUGGUGUUUCAAACUAUCCAAAGCUAGAGGGAAGAUUUCCUCAAGUAGCUGGUCUGAGCUUCGCUUUUGACCCAUCCAAAGCAGCGGGGCAGAGAGUAGAUCCUCAGCUGGUGCGCAUUGGAGAUGAGUACCUGAUUCCAGAUCAGCAUUAUCGCCUUGCAACAAAGUCUUACCUUUAUUCUGGCUGCGAUGGAUACACCAUGUUUAAAGAUGCCAAAAUAGUGGUAGAUGAAGAUGAAUGUCCUGAAUUGGGUUUAGCAAUUCAGAAUCACUUCCAUGCCAUAAAUAUGCGCCUGGGCAAAACUAAACGACAUUCAAAACACCGACAAAGCCUUGUCACCUUGUCUCGCAGACACAGCCUAGUAAAAAUGUUGGAUGGUGGUGAACUGGAUGGACCUACGCCACUCCGCCGCUCAACUACUGUAGAUGUAGGCUCUGGUGAAGGGCCUCGACACUCCCCGAGUCCACCUCCUCAACCACGUAACCGUCUAACUCGGCGUGCCAGUCUCGAUGAUCUAGAGCAUGAGUCCUGUCAAUUGAUGCCACGUGUUGAGGGUCGAAUAGUGAUCCUUACUGAUCAGAAGCGCCAGGAACUAUUAUUGGAGCGGAAGAGGCUCGAGGAAGACUCAGUAAUACCAGAAGUAGAAGAUGAAUGUUCACCUCAGGGAAGCAUUGAUCAGUCGUAGUUUAUAUACAAAUACUUAAAGACAUGUUAGUUCAGUAUGUGAUUAACUAUAAAUUUUAAUACAGAGGAGAAUUAAAUAAAUGACAAUGGCUGUGGACGUACUGCACAUUUACUGUUGGACUCGGUAUCUUUUUCCUUCUUUUGUACACAGUAUAUGUGGUACCACUGAUAAUACUCAAUGUAUAGGAUGUACAAUAUUUUAUAUAAUUUUAAUUUUAUUAUCUAUUUGACUACCUCCUUAAACUAGAUAGAUUUUGUUUCAAACUUCAGUUUUUGAAACAUUUUCUAGGUAACUGAUGGUGCUGUGUGUUAUAAUCGUACAUUAAAUUGUCAAAUUAUGCUAAUGUUUACCAGUAUUCUUGUACAAAAAUCUUGCACUUGAAAUCGCCAUAAUUAUAAUAUUAUCACUGAUUCUUUUAUUUUAUCACUUUUAAUUUAUUAAUUGUAAAUAAUGUGUACAAACAAGAAAUAUUUUAUAUUUGUUUAAUAGUAGUUAGA
Messenger RNA from Schistocerca nitens (vagrant locust), 2635 nucleotides. RefSeq names its product trifunctional nucleotide phosphoesterase protein YfkN. Bases 165 to 2138 code for a protein of 657 amino acids. Gene Ontology annotation, biological process: nucleotide catabolic process. Gene Ontology annotation, molecular function: hydrolase activity. The record is from RefSeq and is a predicted model, not a curated record. The transcript is spliced from 13 exons. Lineage: Eukaryota; Metazoa; Arthropoda; Insecta; Orthoptera; Acrididae.